Messenger RNA from Cannabis sativa, 1649 nucleotides. RefSeq names its product transcription factor bHLH121. NCBI's taxonomy places the organism in Eukaryota, Viridiplantae, Streptophyta, Magnoliopsida, Rosales, Cannabaceae. Bases 151 to 1137 code for a protein of 328 amino acids. The transcript is spliced from 6 exons. The record is from RefSeq and is a predicted model, not a curated record. Gene Ontology annotation, molecular function: DNA-binding transcription factor activity; protein dimerization activity. Gene Ontology annotation, biological process: intracellular iron ion homeostasis.
GUAUUGUAUCCAUGUUAAUUAAAAAAGAGUUCAAAAUUACCGGUAAGAAGAACAACGGCGAAAGACCAGAUAUUUGAUAGAUAAGCUCUUCUCUUCUACUGCGUUAAAGGUCUCAACUUGCUCAACCCUAACAGUUCAUCUCCUAGCCUAAUGAAUCAGCUUCAACACGACGACUUCAUUCAAUCCCCAAAUCCACCUUCAGAUCCGGGCCUGCCUUCUUCCUCCGCUCGCUCCCAACCCACUUCCAGUAAAAGACCUGAGGGGGAAACCAAGGAUGGCACAGUUGCAAGAAAGCUUCAGAAGGCUGACAGAGAGAAGUUGAGGCGGGAUCGAUUAAACGAGCACUUUAUCGAAUUAGGAAGUGUUUUAGAUCCUGACAGACCAAAAAAUGACAAAGCAACUAUCUUAACCGAUACUAUCCAAUUGCUGAAGGAUUUGACAUCACAGGUUGACAAACUUAAAGCUGAAUAUACUAUGCUAAAUGAAGAAUCUCGCGAGUUGACACAGGAGAAAAAUGAUCUCAGAGAAGAGAAAACCUCUCUCAAGUCUGACAUUGAAAACCUUAACGUUCAGUGUCAGCAAAGAGUGAGAACGAUGUUUCCUUGGGCUGCUAUGGAUCACUCAGUUGUCAUGGCACCAACUUCAUACCCAUAUCCAGUUCCAAUAUCAAUGCCUCAAGGGCCCAUUCCUAUGCAUCCGCAUAUGCAGCCAUAUCCGUAUUAUGGAAAUCAGAAUCCAGGCGUCAUUCCUAACCCCUGUUCAACUUUUGUUCCAUAUAUAACUCCGAGUACCCUGGUUGAGCAGCAGUCUCAACAGUACGUGUCUCCAGUUGUUCAACCAGUCCACCGGUCCAAUGUUUCUGGCAAACAAGAUUCUAGAAAUAAGUCCUCAGGAGAAAGCAAGAUUGAAAAAAGUGAGGAUUCAAGUGAUGUUGCCACAAAUCUGGAGUUGAAGACUCCUGGAUCUGCAACAGAUCAGGAUUCAGGUCAAGGGCAAUCUCAAAGAUAUGUGAGUAAGGAAUGUAAAAUCACUGAAAAAAGCUCUUCAAGUAGAUGUUCUUCUUCUCGAAGCGUGCAAGACAGCUCAUCUAAUAGCAUAGUUAGCAGCAGAAAGCCCGAUAACCAAAAAAAAGAUUGAAGGCAAAGAUUACAACAAAAACAGGUCCACAAUCCACAUAAGCCAUUGACCACAUAUUUGGAGUGAAGAUUCACACCACUCCAUCCACAUCCUUCGUACUCUGGUUUUUUUUUACCUUGUAUCACCACGUGGCAGAAUGAGAAGGAUCCUUACUAUUAUCUUGCUGGAAUGGACGCUUUAGAAAGCAAAGCAGCAAACGACGACGUUUUGUGUGUAAAUCAUAAGCCACCUUCUCGUUAAAGGACAGUGACACCUGCAACCGUGAGCGACUGAAUAUUAUUAUUGCGAGGAAAAUUUAAGCUCCAAGCGCAUUUUAAACGCGUUGAACACUUACCUCAAAAAAUAGAAGUCACCCAUAAAGAUAUUUUCCUUUUAGCAAUACUUUACUCUGAACCCCAAAGUUUUUUCCUUUUUCUAUUUUUUUUAUAGAGGUGAACCUCCGGUUGAUAAGAAUUGAGCGAAAGCUGAUGAUUUUCUUUAAUUUAAAGGAGAAUUAUUUUAUAUUUUUUUAA